Messenger RNA from Morus notabilis, 875 nucleotides. Its product is annotated as nucleoside diphosphate kinase 1. The coding region runs from base 202 to 648 and encodes 148 amino acids. The transcript is spliced from 4 exons. Lineage: Eukaryota; Viridiplantae; Streptophyta; Magnoliopsida; Rosales; Moraceae. The record is from RefSeq and is a predicted model, not a curated record. Gene Ontology annotation, biological process: GTP biosynthetic process; UTP biosynthetic process; CTP biosynthetic process. Gene Ontology annotation, molecular function: nucleoside diphosphate kinase activity.
AAAAAAAAAAAAAAAAAAAAAAAAAAGAGGAAAAAUCCCAGCGAAUAUUCCGUAGCGAAUAGGGUUAGGGUUUCAUUGCCUUCCAAAUUAUAGCGUAUAUAUAUAUACUCUUCUUCUCUCACACUCAUUUCGUCAGUCUCUCACUACGCUCUCACAAUAUUUCACUGCUUCUGCGUAGUUCGGAGACCUUCACAGGCAAAAAUGGAGCAAACUUACAUCAUGAUCAAGCCCGAUGGUGUCCAAAGAGGCCUUGUUGGUAACAUCAUUAGCAGGUUCGAGCAGAAGGGAUUCUUUUUGAGAGGUUUGAAGAUCAUAACUGUUGACCGUGCCUUAGCUGAGAAGCACUAUGCUGACCUUUCUGCAAAACCCUUUUUCAAUGGGUUGGUUGAUUACAUUAUUUCUGGCCCUGUUGUUGCUAUGGUCUGGGAGGGUAAGGGUGUUGUGACUACCGGUAGGAAGAUUAUUGGAGCAACAAAUCCUGCAGAGUCUGCCCCUGGAACCAUUCGUGGUGAUUUUGCAAUUGACAUUGGCAGGAACGUUAUUCAUGGAAGUGACUCAGUUGAGAGUGCUAGGAAAGAGAUUGCACUGUGGUUCCCUGAAGGGACUGUUAACUGGCAGAGCAACGCUCACCCAUGGAUCUAUGAGUAAACUUUGUCCGGUUUCACUCUCCUGUUAUGACCGCGCUUUGUUAAGUUAUUAGAAUUUUGAGACCAAAUUUAGCUAGGUCUUGUCUGUUUUGUUGGGUGCUUAUAUGCAUCGUCCUAAACUUAUUGCAUUGAUGGUUAGUUCAUCUUGGUGAUGAGUGUAUUAAUAAGAAACCUACAGAUAUCAAUAUCAUUGCGGUUUGCAGUGUGAAAAUCUUAUUUCUUGUCGUA